AUGGCAAAGCUGACGUCUGCUCUCCAUGUCUUAAAGCCUGGGCGGCCGCCUCGACAUCACAGAACCGAGAAUAACCCAUACUCUGUGGUUCGAGGGCCAGGAUCUGCUACCGAAGACACUGACACUGAGCAGUCUAAGCCGCAAUCCGCUAUGGCCGUUUCUCGAGAAAUUGUGUCCGAAGACUCUGGCACUGAGGAACCCGAGCCGCAAUCUCCUCUCGACGCUCCUCCAGAACGUGCUAUCAAGGACUCUAGCACUGAGCAGCCUGCGCUGCAAUCUGAUCUCACCGUUCUUCCACAGGGUAGAUCGAUGCUGAGGUACGUUACUACAAAUUUUACAGAUGGAUCAAGUAAGGCUGACUACGACUCGGACUUAGCUUCUCCUGAACAACCGUCUGAGGAAGGACGCCGACGAGUCCAGGAAAACUUUGCAUUAGAGCGAAUCGACUCACAAUUGACGAUUACUAGGAGAUCUGAUGCUCCAAAUUCCGACGAAUCCGCGGCAGAUUUGGACGCUGAAGCUACACCUCGUCGUUCAAUACGUGGCUGGCUCGAAGCGCAAAUUUUCGAACCACGUCCUCCACACAAGGGUCAUAGCGAGAUUGAUUACAAGGCUAUUUGUCUUUCAGGCGGACUUCUUAUGCCUGGACUUUCUGACCCAUCUCUCACUCUCAAAGGCCAGCUGACACCUGAGCAGAGACAACCGCUCACCACGAAUCUGGAAGAUCCUAAGGACGAGACUCCCACACGCUGGUCAGAAGAUUACGACCAAUUCUCCUCUGGUAAACAGCGCAAGGUGGAACAAGUCUCUCUGGGACACUUCGGGCUUCAGCCUCGAAGUUGCAGCAUCAAUACUCCACUUCCACGACCCUGUCGCGAGCAGUUGAAAGCCUGGAAGCUUCGCGGGGCAAACCAAUCCGCGGAAGUAUAUCCUGGGGUGGCAGAUGAAACCGACUGUGUUGCUGCUGAAAACGCCGACGCCCAGGGUGGAAAUGCUGGAUCAACUCGGAUCGAUCGUUUUGAACCAGAUGCAGCCCACAAUGCUCAAAUUGCCAUGGAAGCUAUGCAUCGGUCUUUACGGCAAUUGGAAGAGGCUUGCCGUCAAUUUGAUUUUGAAAAUCAAGCACACCGGCGCAAUAAGAGGUGGAAGAUUGAGAGAAAUAAUCUUCUAAAGCAGGAGCUUGAUGCUGCACGGGCAGCGGUCAGAGAGCGGGAUGUAGAGAUUGAGAGAUUGUGCGGGCUGAUCCACAAUGCGAGUCAGACGUUGCGAGCUGCUCGACAUCCAAAUCCAACGAAUGGUUCCGUCCAUGAGACGGAUAGCGUCACCCAAAACCCGGUGGUGGAUCCGAUAUUCUGUUCUGGUGAGCUUGGAGAAGAGAGUGAGACCUCCGCCAUGUACGGUGUUGAUGGCCAGAAUUCGAACACUUACGACGACGAGGAGGCCGACAACACCCCACCCAGCUCUGAACAAGCCGAUCGGCCUUAA
This is a messenger RNA of Cladophialophora bantiana CBS 173.52, 1485 nucleotides long. RefSeq lists its product as uncharacterized. The coding region runs from base 1 to 1485 and encodes 494 amino acids. The transcript has a single exon. Lineage: Eukaryota; Fungi; Ascomycota; Eurotiomycetes; Chaetothyriales; Herpotrichiellaceae. The record is from RefSeq and is a predicted model, not a curated record.